Messenger RNA from Drosophila rhopaloa, 1300 nucleotides. RefSeq lists its product as uncharacterized. Lineage: Eukaryota; Metazoa; Arthropoda; Insecta; Diptera; Drosophilidae. Bases 21 to 1019 code for a protein of 332 amino acids. The record is from RefSeq and is a predicted model, not a curated record. The transcript has 3 exons.
AAGACAGUUAAUCAUACAUCAUGGCCAAAAGGGGUAAAAAGGGAAAGAAGGGCAAGAAGCCCAAGGUCAACUGCAAUUUCAAGAUAACAAAUGAGAUGCUCAAGCCAAUGAACGAGAAUGUUGAUGAUUGUGAUGGCUGUUGCCAAUGCGCCUGCGAUUGCGACUGCAGUCCGGAGUUGGCACCUUGUUUCAUCCAACCCACUAGGCGGGAUCCGGGUCCGGAGGCCUACGAUGAGUUCGAGGCGUGUCUCAAUGGUAGUGGGUUGACCAUUCGAGUCCUGAAGAACACCCAUAAAGUGGAGAACGUUGUGGAUGGCAACGAAGGCGGUAACCUUGGUGCAGAUGAUGAUCCCUGCUAUCGGGAGGAUCCCAACGACUGCGAGCCCAAGCAGGAGUCCUGCCUGCACGAGAUGAUGCAGCGCAGCUCCUUCGCCAGGAACCACAUCAGGCGCAGGACCGGCGGCAGGAUCAUCAACCACCCAAACAUCCCGAAGGUGCGGGCCAACAUCAAGUAUUCGGGUAACGAUGCCUGCGAGACGGACAACUACUACGUGCCCUUCUCGAAGAUCAAGGAGGCCUGUGACCUCCAUGAGGCCAAGGUCGACUGCUAUCGCCAGCGCCUCUGUGGGGGAUACGAUCCCAUUGUCCCCGCCCAUUGUCCUGUCCAGAACCAGCGCUCCUGCUGCAUGCAGGUCGAGGGGAAGGACAUCAUGCAGACCAUGAAGGGUGUCAAUCUGGACACCAGGCGCAAGGGCAUCGAGGUCUGUUACAAGACUUGCGAAGAGACGGAUAGCGACGUGUUCCUGGUAAAACUGGGAAGCAAGGCCAAAUCGCAGCACAAGAAGAACACCAUCGAGAUCGAGCUGAGGACGCCCAAGCAACCCGUGACUCUGCCGAUCAGCAAGGUCACCACCGAAACCUAUGUUUCCGAGGAAAUGCUCGGUGGGGGCAAGAAAAAGAAAAAGAAGGGCAAAGGCAAAAAGGGUAAAGGCAAAAAGGGCAAGGGCAAGAAGAAGUAGACGAUAAAGGACUACGAACGAUUCUAAGGCGAAUCCUAAAUAAUCAGCGAUCGUAUAGCGAAAACAUCAACGAUCGUAAGGCGAAUCAUAAUCCAUUAACGAUCCUAAGGCAAUUAUUACACAAGAAUCCGGACCAGGUGCACAUCAUUUCGGAACCUGUCCACUGGCUUCUCCACACAGUAACCCUCAUGUCCACCCGUUUAGUUAGGCGCACGAAUAAUGAAUAUUUCGACUAGUUACGUAAAUGUAUCAUUUGGAAUAAAUAAAAAUUUAAAAUUUAA